ACAGCACCCGAUAUGACCAGCACAGUUUGGUUCAUCACCGGCGCAUCCUCUGAUAUUGGCCGACCUAUAACAGAGCAUUAUCCUCAGCCAUUGUCGUCGCAACACUACGCAAGCCCUCCGCGCUCGCCGACCUCACCGCCAUUUAUAGACCAAGCGCCUGCUUGUCGUCGAGGUGGACGUGGCCAACUGAUAGUCAGCACCGCGCUCACCGCAGCGAAGGACGCGUUCAGCCGGAUCAACGUCGUCUUCAACAACGCCGGAUAUGGAACCAUGGCCGAGUUCGAGGGCACACCCGAGGAAGAUGCUCGCAAGAUGGUCGACGUGAACACCGAUGUCUGCGAACGUCCUGCUCGAGAGCCUCCGGUUCUUCCGUGUGAUGAAUCCAUCCUGUGCAGGUGGAACGGUUCCGCAGAUCAGUGCAAGCGCUAGCGCUCAGAUACACUACAGGGUGGACGAAUCCCUACAUCAUCAAUGUUCGCGGGCUGUUCUUCUGCAGAUUCCCUCUCCACGGGGUUCUUUGGUGGCAUGAGUUUCCUCAAAGCGCAGAUUUGCAGACGCUCACAACCAAGGAGGGAUGACGACCGGUCGUUUAGCUUUGCGUUAGAUUAACGAGAAAGCCAGAGAACGUCUUACGUUCAUCGUAUAUGUUAUUCUUGCUAUUGCCCUCGAGUUUGUUGCCUGGUUGGUUCCAUCACUUGCCAGGUGACGCCGUCCGUGUAACAGCCAUUGGGAUAUUUCUGGGUCAUGUGUACCCUAUCGCGAUGAUUCACCCUGGAAGGGUGUUGCCUCGGUGGCUUCUCAUAACCAUCGUCGGCGUAGGG
Molecule: messenger RNA, 821 nt
Organism: Coniophora puteana RWD-64-598 SS2
Lineage: Eukaryota; Fungi; Basidiomycota; Agaricomycetes; Boletales; Coniophoraceae
Exons: 4
Coding region: 13-429 (138 amino acids)
Source: RefSeq, a predicted model, not a curated record